Molecule: messenger RNA, 684 nt
Organism: Balaenoptera ricei (Rice's whale)
Lineage: Eukaryota; Metazoa; Chordata; Mammalia; Artiodactyla; Balaenopteridae
Exons: 4
Coding region: 1-684 (227 amino acids)
Source: RefSeq, a predicted model, not a curated record
AUGGAGGGAGGGCAGGAGCCAGAGUCAGAGCCUGAACAAGGGGACCCAGCAUGGGUACACAGGCUCCAGGUGGUCAAAAAGUGCAUUCUGGCCUAUGCGUGCAAGGAGAGCCCGACCAAGCGGGAGCCCAGGACCCUGACUUGGCCACUUGGCUGCCAAGAGGGCAACUCAGAUGGGCAAGCAAUCAACCCUUCCCGGAGUCAGGAGGAGUCUGUGGAUGAGGCCCCCACUCCUUCUGUGCUCCCCCCAGGAAGAGGCAGGGAAGGCACUGUCUGGAUGCGCUUCCAGCUUCGCCGCGUCGCUGCGGACCGCGUUGCGGUACAGAAGCGCAGCCAGGCGAUCGCCGCAAACCCGACAGCUGCUCGGAACGGAACCGCAGACCGCCUUGGCGCGGGCCGGGGCAGAGCAGCCGUGGCCCCGCACGGAGCCAGGAGCCCAUUCUACUCUGGAAACCGAGCUGGGCCGCGGGAAGGCACUAGCUGGGAGGUGGAUGGUCAAGGGCCAGGGACCCGCGGCUCCCGACUCGGCUCCACACCUCCGCGCCCUCCCGCGCCGGCUCCGAAAGCGCCCUGGGCGCGCUCGCACCCAGUUAUCCUGCCCGACCUCGCUCUGCAGCCCGCCAGAGGUCUGGCGGCCGCUCCCGCGUCCGGGAACCCGAGCUCGGCAGCGGACGGCGCGGAUUAG